Messenger RNA from Sus scrofa (pig), 2722 nucleotides. It is a transcript of the gene SHISAL2B, whose product is annotated as shisa like 2B. The record is from RefSeq and is a predicted model, not a curated record. Lineage: Eukaryota; Metazoa; Chordata; Mammalia; Artiodactyla; Suidae.
AGGCAGUCAGCCCCUGGAUCGCCAAGAGGCGAGUCGGGGCUGAGAGGUCUGGCGGCGCGGGCGCGGGCGGGACGCGUGCAGUGGGGGCAGAUCGGGGCCUCGCGCGCCGCUGCAGUGGCCGCUCGCGAUGAGCGAGGCCAGCCGGGUGUGCUCCGGCUACUACAGCCUCAACCACAGCUUCGUGGAGCCCUUUCAGUGCCCCCGGCGAGGCGAGGGGGCCUCCCUCCUCUACUGCUGUGGCUUCGCGGACCUCAAGUACUGCUGCAGCGAGCCGGGCAGCUACUUCCCCUACAAGCACAGCUACAUGUUGAGCCUCAGCAUUGGUGCCCUGAUUGGACUGGGAAUUGCUGCCCUUGUUUUACUUGCAUUUGUCAUCAGCGUCUGUGUCCUUUGCUACCUAUUUCUGUAUACAAAGCCUCAAAGGUUAGACACUGGCCUUAAACUUCAGCACCUGGAGGCUGUUUCUACUCAAGAAGGUAUCUCAAAUAGAAAAACCAAAGCCCCCAGUUCAAACGCAGCAUCAAAUUCAACAAAUGAAACAUUCUAUGAAGCUGAUGAUAUAAUUCAAGAAAAAACAACAGAUACGAAACAGAUCAACAUCGCUUACUGUUAAAAAUCCUGUGUUGUAAAAGCUCACUGGAGAGAUGGAGCAAUAAAAAUAAAGAGUGCAUUUCAAUACAGUUUGCAAUAAUAGUUUUCAGAAACUCACCACGUACAAAGCAAGACAUAGUUGUGCAGUUUUGGUCAUAUAAUUUAUUAAACACCCACUAAGGUUUCUGAUAGAUUUCCAUCUUGUAUAAGUUUCUGAUAGAUUUCCAUGUGUAUAAGCUUACUUUUACUUACUAAUUAGUGUUUGUGCAUUACAUAAAAUUAUACUAAUACUUCAGGAGAAGUUAUAGAAUUUAUCAAUAACACAGAUAAGCAUACCUAUGUCAAUGAGGAACAAUGAAAAGUUUAUGUCACAUUACCAGCAUUUUACAAGUUUCUCAUACUUAGAACAGUUAUUUUUAUGAGAUGGUACUGGAUAGGUAAAUCUCAGGGGAGUGGCCUUAUAAAUUAGAAGUGGCAUGUUCUUAAUAGCGUCUUAGAAAUCAACCCACGCCUCUUUUAGAGGAUUUGCUGAGCACACAAUGUACUAUUGCCUUUAUGAAAGCUAACAUUCAAUAACAAAACAUAUCACCAUGUAAAAUCUGCAUGAUAACUAUUUUUCUGCAUACCAAUGGAUAACCAUUACAAAAAUCCUUCAAUGAUAAAGUUCCUAAGGAAUUUCUAAAAUGAAAGUUAUAAAACAAACAUAAUCUCUGGUCCCACAAAAAGCUACUGCAGUAAUACCACUUAGACAUCUAGAUAUAAAACUGCAGUUUCUGCAAAUUAUAAUUAUUUUAAAAGAUUUUAAUUCAUAAAUGUGAUUUCUAUUAUGAGAACACAGACCUAGUUUUAUAAUGGAAUUCAAUAGGAAAAAAAGAUUAAUUUUAAGCUGACUCUGCUACAUCUACCAUGUUGUACAGUUUCUGUAGUUGGAAGACUAGCCUUUCAAAAUGGCCAAAUAUAGCUUCUCUGGUCUUUGGGAGGGGUGGGGUGGGCAGAGAAAUGCCUAAGAACAGUUUUUGCUGUCUGGCAAAGGAGCAACGAAGACACAUGUGGCUACUGGACACUUGAAAUGUGGCUAGUGCAACUAAAGAAAAACAUUUUCAUUUAAUCUAAAUUUCAAUAAUCACAUGUGGCUAAAUUGACAGCACAGUUUCAGAUCAUUACCGCAAGACCCUACCGCCUGUGUUGGAUUUCACUUUCAAAAAGAGCACAGUUUUGCGAAUGUGUCAAUAUUAAAAUUACUUACAGUGUUGCGAAGUCUGAAAGUUAAAACAUUUCUAUUACAAAAAUGACAUUUUAUGUUGUCAUAAAAGCAAAGAAUUGUAAUUUAUUUUUGUGAAAGCACAUGAAGCAUUUGUGGGUACUUCUUGAUCUUUUAUCCAGCUUUGAUUUUUAAAAAAAUAAAUCCUAGAAAAUUUGCUGUCUUGAUUCACAGAUACUAAUAACUGUAUUACUAAUUGGAUGUUGCCUUAGCUGAAAAUCUAGAUUGAGAAAGUUAAGGCACUGGUACUGUCUACUUUUGUUGCUCAAGGGCAAGAGCGGAUGUCAUGAUAAGAAGCAGGAAAUUUAAGAGACUCAGGGCCAGCAAAAUGCUCCUGGCCCCCGAGACACUUCCCAACCUGUGGGACAGGCCAACUGGGGCUGGGCAAGGCUGGGUGCACCAGGGGCUAGGCUCUAGGAGAGGCAAUCGAAUUCUCUGGCAUCCUGAAAAUGUUUGGAGGCAACAAAUGAGGUCUGAAGACUUUGGGCUUUGCAAGUGAAAUUAUCAUCAAACUGACAUAGGAAAAAAACCAUUGUCCUGAAUGGAAUCUCAGCACUAGUGUCAGCUGGGGUCCCUGGAGCACUUUCUGCCAAGCCAGGUUACCUGAGGGUGAGUGACAGGGACCAAACGGUAAGUGUCACUGCAACUCUGAAGAAGUAGUGCUUUAUAAUAUUCAAAAUAUUGAGACAAAAAAAAUUAAAAGAAGUCUUAUCAAAUUACAAUACACUCUGUACACUGAAAAUAGUAUUUUAAAUGAUUUAUUUGGACCAAAAAUACUAACACAGGGACAGAAUAUAUUUUGUUAGCAAAAAAAAAAAAAAAAAAAAAACCCUAAAAUUAAAAUUAAAAGCAAAACACAUUUAAAAUUAU